GCAAGCCGCAGUCAGUCGAGUGCAUCAGCACGGUGGCAGACGCUAACCUAACGAGCGGAGGAAGACGAAAUUGCCCGGCCGAUGCGGCGGCGGCAGCAAGCUGGCGAUCUAUUCCAGCUCGACCUGCACCGCCCUUUCCUGAGAUCGGUCACCGCAGGGCAGGCUCGGCUCUGGCGCCCUCAAGCCCGCGCUCCAGGCCGGGCUCAAAGGGCGGCGUCCUGCUCCUGCCCCCCAACGCGCUGUACGAGAUCCUGCUGCGCCGCCCGGCCGAGGACCUCUGCCGCCUCCGCACCGUUUGCCGGCCGUGGCGCUGCCUCCUCUCCGACCCGCACUUCAUCGCCGCCCACGCGGCCCGCAUCCUGGGCCGCUCCCGCUCGUCGUCGCCGGCUAUGACACGGCUGAUCGGAACGACCGCAUCAUUUGCGAUAUCGUGGACCUCUCCGGGCACUUCGUGUACUCCCUCCCGGCACUGAGGAUGGAGGCGACGGCGUUUAUGGAACUUGCGCUCGAGCAGGUGAAGUUCGCGCUGGACAACCUUGAGGUCCCUGUAGGGUACGGUCCAAUUUCACUUCAGCCUGAUAAAAGUCAAUUCUUAAUUCCUAGUGUGCAAAUUGCAUGGUUUUGUCCCUAUUAUUCCCCUGUUGAUAGAUGUGUGAUUGUGGAAGAUGGAAAGGAUAUUUCUUCUGGUAGCAAUAAGACGAAUGCCACCAGGAAUGCUACCAGGCAUGCUGAGAUGGAAGCAAUCGAUGUCCUGCUUCGGGAGUGGCAAUGCAUGGAUCUUGAUCAGGCACAGGUUGCAGAAAAAUUCGCAAGAUGUGACCUUUAUGUUACCUGUGAGCCCUGUAUAAUGUGUGCAAUGGCGUUGUCAAUACUUGGAAUAAGAGAAGUGUACUAUGGUUGUGCCAUUGAUAAAUUCGGAGGAUGCGGAUUGAUCAUGUCAUUGCCCAAGGGUUCUUCAUCAGAUGAUUUGUCAGGGAACCAAACGCCUAAACCGAAAGGAUUCAAAUGCACUGGAGGGAUCAUGCCAGAAGAGGCAGUAGCUCUUUUUAGGUGUUCCUAUGAGCAAGGAAAUCCAAACGCUCCAAAGCCCCACAGACCAGUCCGAAUAGCUCAACAGUGACUGUUGUGUUUAGUUGAACCACAAGCAUGGCGAGUAAGAUAUCAGGAAUGGAGAUAUUGAAACUGGACGGAAUUCCUUAGUUUAAGAUGCCCAGGGGUGGAUCCAGGGCCCAUGCUGGGGGGGGGGGCUGCAGCACGGGCUCAGCCCAAGAAGCCCAGAGGAAGAUAGAGGAAAAUUCAGAAAAAAAAUGCAUCAUUUUAGCCCACAAGUCCAGGAGAAAGAAAGAGAAAAUUCAUAAAAAAUGCAUCAUUUUAGCCCAUAAACCAUGAAUUUGGUCCAAUAGCAAGAGGCCCAACACCCCUUUUGGCAUUGGGCUGGAUCCGCCCCUGCAGAUGCCUGACGAGUUUGGCAAUUCAACAAGUUUUGUCGUGGCGGAAGAGCUUGUUGGUCUCCCUGAAAUUCAGCCUCGUUCAAUUGCAGCAAAGUUUCUCAUCGCUUCUAAUCUUAAAAGCAACAUUUGGCUGUGGUCUAUGCACAAGAUACAUUGGAAC
Molecule: messenger RNA, 1611 nt
Organism: Phragmites australis (common reed)
Lineage: Eukaryota; Viridiplantae; Streptophyta; Magnoliopsida; Poales; Poaceae
Product: tRNA-specific adenosine deaminase TAD2-like
Exons: 8
Coding region: 476-1120 (214 amino acids)
Biological process (GO): tRNA wobble adenosine to inosine editing
Molecular function (GO): tRNA-specific adenosine-34 deaminase activity; zinc ion binding
Source: RefSeq, a predicted model, not a curated record